Molecule: messenger RNA, 1011 nt
Organism: Rotaria sp. Silwood2
Lineage: Eukaryota; Metazoa; Rotifera; Eurotatoria; Philodinida; Philodinidae
Source: the annotation of a GenBank genome assembly
AUGGCAAAUUUGCUUCAUCGUUUAAAUUCAUCAGCAAGCGAUGCUAAUUUUAAAUUAUCUUGUGAUAUUGUACUUUCAAAAUUUGUUCCACUAGAAAAAUCAAUAAUUGAUUCCAUUCUUGCUUAUAAUAAUUUUGAUCAAGCAGAAAUUAUUUUACCUGAUGGGCGAACAUAUGUUUGGUAUUUUGCUAUUGGCAGUAUGAUUAAUCCAAUAUCUCUUUAUCUUCGUGAUUUGAUACCAAUCAUGUCUUAUCCUACGACAUGCAAGGAUCAUAAACUUGUAUUUCGAGGUUCUGGUGGAAUGGCUGAUUUUGAAGCUUGUCCUGGUGCCGAAUUUGAUGGAGUUAUUCAUCUGCUUUCAAAGGAACAUAUGACAAAUUUAGAUCUCAUUGAAUUUACUUAUCAUCGAAUCAAGGUUAAAUGUAUUGAUUAUCAAGGCCAAUAUCAUACAGCUUAUGCUUAUCAAAUGAAUAUUAAGGAUCAACUACCUGAUGUUCCAUAUGAACGUUAUUUAGAUAUUAUAAUAAAAGGUUGUGAAUAUUUUAAAGUUCGAUCAGAGUAUAUAAAUCGAUUGAAAGAUGAACAACCCGUUAUACCUCGAAAACAACCAUCGAGUUUUCAAUCAUUUAAAGAUUUUCCAUCUGAUGCUUAUUACUCUAUUGACGAACUACAAAAGCAUAAUGGGGAUGAUCCUUCACUUCCACUAUGGAUUUCUGUGAAUGGAAAAAUCUUAGAAUAUGCUGGAUUACCACCAAAUGAUCAUCCUGAUUAUAAAUAUCAACAAAGUUCUUACACAUUUUUUAAACAAAAGCUUGCUGGACGUGAAAUCACGAGUAUAGCGGCAAAAGGAUUAUAUGAUCCAUUGUACAAAAUACCUUUAAAUGAUGAAGAUAUAUGUGAUCAACAUCGAGCACAAAUUGAAGAUUUUUAUUAUGAUAUAUUAGGUAGUGCACAAAAUAAAGUCUAUUGGAAACUAAUUGGACGUCUUCGGCAGCUAAAUAAUUCUUCAUAA